AUGGUCACGUUGGAGGCGACAAACAGUUCAAUGUGUGUGUCGAUGACUUUCUCUGUGAGUUCCAGCGCAUGCUAUGUUUAUCCCUCUUAUAUGAUCGCUUGUGCCGUCGGGAUCAACAUAGUUCUUGGUUUUCCGGCGAACUGCUACAUUCUGUGGCUCAGUGCGAAGGAGAUGAUCCGAGGACAAUCCACCGAAAUCUUCGUCGUCAACGAAGCACUCACUGAGGUCAUCUUCUGCUCCUCCUAUGCGUCCAUGAUACGGCAGUAUUUCUUCAAUUGUACUGACUGUAGGUUUGGGGUUUACUUUCCUGGCAUAAUGCUGUUGGUGGGUCGUCCUCUGUUUCAGAGUUGCAUCUGUCUUGAACGUUACUUAGGAGUUCUUCAUCCUGUGAUGUUCCUCAAACUCAAACCCAUGAAAUACAGGAUUGCCUGUUCGGCUGUCGGGUGGAUCGUCAUCAUAAGCUCCAGCUUAAUAGUUACAAUGCGUGUCGUUGAAUUUCAUGUGUUCAUGUUGCCAAUUCUCCUAUUUUUUCUCUCUGUUAAACUGUACAGUUGCUCAAUGGUCCUCAAGGCUCUACUGCGUCCUGGGCCAAGUGACAAUGGCAAGCAGAAAGAUGGAAUAAACCGGGAUAAAAUCAGGGCUUUCUGGAUCAUUCUGACAGUGUUGGUGUCUUCAGUUAUUAUGUAUGGGCCUUUGAUUGUCUCUCUGAUUCUUAUUCAUAUCAUAGAGUUAGAGAAGUAUCUUUUGGCCUGGUCCAUUUCCUUGUCUAUUGGCAUCAUGUCAGGGUUUGUGCAGCCGGUCCUCUAUCUCAAACGUGUCAGCAAAUUGCCAUUUUGUUAG
Molecule: messenger RNA, 840 nt
Organism: Misgurnus anguillicaudatus (oriental weatherfish)
Lineage: Eukaryota; Metazoa; Chordata; Actinopteri; Cypriniformes; Cobitidae
Source: RefSeq, a predicted model, not a curated record